Molecule: messenger RNA, 1357 nt
Organism: Sesamum indicum (sesame)
Lineage: Eukaryota; Viridiplantae; Streptophyta; Magnoliopsida; Lamiales; Pedaliaceae
Product: protein trichome birefringence-like 41
Cellular component (GO): Golgi apparatus
Molecular function (GO): O-acetyltransferase activity
Source: RefSeq, a predicted model, not a curated record
AUAUAUAUAUAUAGAGAGAGAGAGAGAGGAUAUUGUGGAGGACUGCUGCCCUUCUCUCCCUUUCUCUCUCUAAAGUCUAAACCAUUUCUCUCUGAUUUGGGUUUUGCAGUGAGAGAGAGAGAGAGAGAUGAGUGUGGGGGGAGUAGUAGUGGUGAUUGUAGGGCUACUUGUUAUCCACCAAUCAAAUGCAGAGAAAAGCAGGUGCGAUGUGUUCCAAGGGAGUUGGGUACUGGUGAGUGAGUCCUCAUCAUACCCUCUCUACAACUCCACAUCCUGCCCCUUCAUCCAGAAAGAGUUCAACUGCCAGAAGAAUGGACGCCCCGAUCACUUCUACCUUAACUACACCUGGCAACCCCAUGCCUGCAACUUAUCAAGAUUUGAUGGGGGAGAAUUGUUGAGGAGAUACAAAGGGAAAAGCAUCAUGUUUGUGGGUGAUUCCCUUAGCCGAAACCAAUGGCAGUCACUCAUAUGCAUGCUUUACUCCUCCGUGCCCGGCGCUAACUACUACAUGGAGACCGCAUCCGCCGAAGUUUCCACCUUCACAUUUACGGAUUUCGAUGUUAAAGUGAUGCUCGAUCACACAGUGUAUUUGGUAGAUGUCGUGCGAGAAGCUGAGGGUAGAAUCCUGAAAUUGGACUCUAUACAAGGUUGCAAACGUUGGAAGGGGAUCGACGUGCUAAUCUUCAAUACCUGGCAUUGGUGGAACCGUCGAGGGGCUACACAACCAUGGGAUUAUAUAGAGGUAGGAGGGCGGCUAUACAAAGACAUGGACCGGGUUGUCGCCUUUGAGAAAGCACUAACUACAUGGGCCAAAUGGGUGGACACUAACGUUGAUCCCACCAACACCAAGGUUUUCUUUCAAGGGAUUUCUCCAUCACAUUACAAUGGGAGCACGUGGAACGAACCGAGAGCGAAAUCGUGCGUGGGGCAGAGGGAGCCGGUGGCAGGGUCGACGUACCCAGGGGGAUUGCCCCCUGCUCUAGCAGUUUUGAAGAAAGUGUUGAGCAGAAUGAAGAAGCAUGUGGAGUUGCUAGACAUAACAAAUCUUUCACUGCUGAGGAAAGACGGGCACCCUUCUGUGUAUGGGCUGGGAGGGAUGGACUGCAGCCAUUGGUGCCUGCCGGGAGUCCCUGAUACUUGGAAUCUAAUUCUUUACAAUCGACUAGUGCUAUUGCUCAAUUGAUUUUGUGACUAGCAAAUGCAAAAAUUCAAAGGUCAAGAAAUAUAAAUGUAGUUUUUGAGAAAAAGGGAACUUAUUAAGUGUUAAAUAAACAUUAGUUCCGUCUGUAUUUGGGAGUGUUUGUAAAAGAUACUAUUAUUUUGAGAGAUGAACUAUAGGGAGAGUUUUGUAGAUCAA